Molecule: messenger RNA, 4854 nt
Organism: Lodderomyces jiufengensis
Lineage: Eukaryota; Fungi; Ascomycota; Pichiomycetes; Serinales; Debaryomycetaceae
Exons: 1
Coding region: 1-4854 (1617 amino acids)
Source: RefSeq, a predicted model, not a curated record
AUGGUUAAAGCUAGUUUGUUAGCAGUAGCUUUUGCUAUUUUGCAAUUUACUGAAGCAACUGUCAAGAAAACAACUACAACUUCAAAAAAGACAACUACAACUUCAACAAAGGCUGCUUCAACUCAUGCAGCUGUUGCAACAGCAAUUGAAAAGGAUUAUUAUGAUUUUACAAAAGAUAUUUCGUUAGCUAUUGAUUAUUAUGACUGUGCUGGUAAACUUAUAACUUAUGAAGCAUUUACAAUUGAUGAAAUUGAAAAAUCAUUAACAUCAACAGGACAAACUACAACAGAAUCAACAAAAGAUACUGAUACAAAAGUUGAUGAUAAAUCCACCAAAACACAUCGUAAAAGAGCAACCAAGUAUGUUCCAAGUGUUGACUUCAAGGUUUCAAAAGUUGAAAAAGUGGAUGCAAAAAAUUGGAAAAUUGAUUAUAAAUUAAAUACACUUAAGGAUGCUUCUAAAAUGGUUGAAUUUUUAGCAUCAACAGAUUUAACAGUAGAAGCUAAAUCAUGUGGUUCAUCAAUUCUUGGAGAUGUAAUACAAUUAUUUGGUAAAAAUUCAAAAUCUACUUAUAAAAAUGCUUUUAACAUGGAUGGUACUAUUAUAGUUAAUCCUUCAAUUCAUGGAGAUUAUUAUUGUUUACCUGAUGAUUUCGGAUUUGAAUAUAAAAUUUCAAGUUUUUCACUGUUAUGGCCACAAAUUUUUACAAAUCAAUAUAAAUAUACUGUUGAUAAAAAACAUGAAAAACUUACAAAAACUGGUAAAAGAUCAAUUGAAGAAAAUACUAAGUUAAAUAAAAGAACUAUAGUACCAAAUGUUUAUAAUGAAAUUAUUGUUGAUUGGGCCGAAUGGACUGGUUUUUACACUAGUAAUUUAGAAAUUAAUAAUUAUUGUUGGAAAAUUCCGGUUUGUGAGGAAAUUAAAGCAGAGUCAAGUACAAGUCAAGUUAAAACAACUGAAGCUAAAACAACUGAAGCUAAAACAACUGAAGCUAAAACAACUGAAGCUAAAACAACUGAGGUUAAAACUACUGAAGCUAAAACAACUGAAGCUAAAACAACUGAAGCUAAAACAACUGAAGCUAAAACAACUGAAGCUAAAACAACUGAAGCUAAAACAACUGAAUCCAAAUCUACUACCUCAUCAUACAUAAUUGAACCAACUACCGUUGUCAAAGACAAAGAUUACUAUGAUUACACAAAACAAUAUUCAUUAAAUGUUGAUUAUUACGACUGUUAUGGUAAUGUUGUUUCUUAUGAAGCAUUUUCAUUAGAUGAAAUUGAAAAAGCAGUCAAAUCUACAGAGGAAAUUACAAAAGAAGUUGAAUCAAAAGUUGAUGAUAAAUCAACAAAAGAUCAUCAUAAAAGAACAACCAUUAAAACUUCUGAAUUACAAAUAAACGAUGUUAAAUAUGUUCCAUCUGUUGAUUUCAAAGUUUCAAAAGUAGAAAAAAUUGAUUCCAAAAAUUGGAAAGUCGAUUUCCAAUUAGCUUCACUCAAAGAUCCAUUUAGAAUGAAAGAUGUUUUAGGAUCUUCUGACUUAAGUAUUGAAGCUAAAUCAUGUGGUUCAUCAAUUCAAGGUGAUACUGUUCAAUUAUUUGGUCAUAAGUCAGCACAUACAUUUGAUACUGCUUUUAGUAUUGACGCUACAAUUUUAGUUAAUCCAUCAGUUCAUGGUGAAUACUAUUGUUUACCUGAUGACUUUGGUAUUGAAUAUAAAAUCAUGAGUUAUUCACUUUUAUGGCCACAAGUGUUUUUGAAAGAUUUUAAAUAUACUGUUGAUAAAGAUUAUAGUAAGCUUUUGAAAAAUGGUAAAAGAACUGUUAAAACAACAACAACAAAAGAAGAAACCAAAGAAGAAACCAAAGAAGAAACCAAAGAAGACAGUAAAGAGAUUAUAACUACUGGUGUUACUAAUAUUGUCAUUGUUGAUUUAGCUGAUUGGGAAGGAUAUUAUACUGAUAGCUUGCAAAUCAAUAAUUAUUGUUGGAAAGUGCCAGUAUGUGAAGAAAUUAAAGAAGAAACAGCAAGUUAUUCAUCAACUGAAAUUGAAACUAAACAUAAGACUACUAAGUUUGAAACUACUUCAACGACAGAGACUUCUACUACCCCAGAACCAAUCACCACUGAUAACUCCACAACUCCAGAAUCAACUACAAGUGAAUAUUCUACUACACUGGAACCAAUAACAAGUGAAGAUUCUUUAACAACUCCUGAACCAAUCACUAGUCAAGAAACAGUCUAUGAGGAGGAAGAAUGUACAUCUGAAGAAGAGUCCACAAGUAUUGAAGCUUUACCAACAACAUAUACAACCGAAGAAGUUGAAUCUACAAGUGAGAUAAUAAUAUACACAACAGAAGAGCUCAAGUCUACAAGUGAAAAAAUAGUAUAUACAACUGAAGAAGUAGAUUUUACCACAGAAGAAGAAUCCACUAAUAUUGAAGUUGUACCAACUACAUAUACAACUGAAGAGGUAAAAUCUACAAGUGAAGAAAUAAUAUAUACAACUGAGGAAGUAAAUUCUACAACUGAAGAAAUAAUUUAUACAACUGAAGAAGUAGAAUGUACAACCGAAGAAGAAUCCACAAGUAUUGAAGCUUUACCAACUACAUAUACAACUGAAGAAAUAAAAUCCACGAGUGAAGAAAUAAUAUAUACAACAGAAGAAGUGAAUUCUACAAGUGAAGUAAUAAUUUAUACAACUGAAGAAGAAUCCACAAGUAUUGAAGUUGUACCAACUACAUACACAACUGAAGAGGUGAAAUCUACAAGUGAAGAAGUAAUAUAUACAACUGAAGAAGUAGAAUGUACAACUGAAGAAGAAUCCACAAGUAUUGAAGCUUUACCAACUACAUAUACAACUGAAGAGGUAAAAUCUACAAGUGAAGAAGUAAUAUAUACAACAGAAGAAGUGAUUUCCACAAGUGAAGAAAUAAUAUAUACAACUGAAGAAGUGAAUUCUACAAGUGAAGAAAUAAUUUGUACAACUGAAGAAGAAUCCACUAGUAUUGAAGCUUUACCAACUACAUAUACAACUGAAGAGGUAAAAUCUACAAGUGAGGAAAUAAUUUAUACAACUGAAGAAAUAGAAUGUACAACUGAAGAAGAAUCCACAAAUAUUGAACUUGUACCAACUACAUAUACAACUGAAGAAGUAAAAUCUACAACUGAAGGAGUAAUAUAUACAACAGAAGAAGUGAAUUCUACAACUGAAGAAAUAAUUUAUACAACUGAAGAAGAAUCCACUAGUAUUGAAGCUUUACCAACUACAUAUACAACUGAAGAGGUAAAAUCUACAAGUGAGGAAAUAAUUUAUACAACUGAAGAAAUAGAAUGUACAACCGAGGAAGAGUUCACUAGUAUUGAAGCUUUACCAACUACAUAUACAACUGAAGAGGUGAAAUCUACAAGUGAAGAAGUAAUAUAUACAACUGAAGAAGUAGAAUGUACAACUGAAGAAGAAUCCACAAGUAUUGAAGCUUUACCAACUACAUAUACAACUGAAGAGGUAAAAUCUACAAGUGAAGAAGUAAUAUAUACAACAGAAGAAGUGAAUUCUACAAGUGAAGAAAUAAUUUAUACAACUGAAGAAGUAGAAUGUACAACCGAAGAAGAAUCCACAAGUAUUGAAGCUUUACCAACUACAUAUACAACUGAAGAAGUAAAAUCCACGAGUGAAGAAGUAAUAUAUACAACUGAAGAAAUAAAAUAUACAACUGAAGAAGUAAAGUCUACAAGUGAAGAAUUAGUCAUUCCUACUAUAACAACAACCCCAGAAUUAUUAACCACUGAGGCUUAUGAAGAAUUGGAAUGUCCAACAGAGGAAGAGUCAACAUUUACUACAGAAUUUUUAGAAAGUAUUCACGUUGCAGAGGAAACAAGCACAGAAGAAGAAAUUAUUACUACAACCGAAGAAGUCUUUACAACACCAGAACCAACAGUUCCAGAAAUACCAUUUACCACCGAAGAAGCAAUCAAAACUGAGGAACCAAUUGAUAUUUACAUACCAGAGGUAUCUGAAACUACUGAAGAAAGUAUCUCAAGUAUUAAAACUACUUCAUUAUCUACAUCUAAAGAACCAGCUGUCACAACUUAUGUUCAAUCAAGUACUAAAGACGUUGAAGAACAAAUCAUUGAAUCAGAAAUAAUAGAAAUUUUUAGUUUAUUUGAAUCCAUUAUUGAAGCUACAACUACUAUUGAAAUUAAAUCAGAGAUUACUAGUGAAGUUGGUCAUGUUGAAGCAUCUAUUGUUCCAGAGACUUACUCAUAUUCAAUUGGUGAACCCACCUUCACAUCAUUUACCACUACGGUUAUUGAAACAAAAACAUCAACAUCGCUUGAAGCUGAAGUUGUAAAAGAAACAAUAACAACAAUUGAAGAAGGUACAAGUUAUACCACUAUAACAAUCACUAGCUAUUCGACAAUAUCUGAAGCUAUUAAAUCAACAGCAAUUGGUACUACCACUUUGUUUGAAGUUUAUGAAACACAAUAUGUCGAUAAUGAGGAUGAUGAAGAAGAUGAAGAUGAAGAAGAUUAUGAAUGUGAUACAUCUGUUAAUGAGAUAAAUGAAGAAGGAGUAGUCUCACAAUACAUUAGUGUCGAAACUAUAGUCGAUGAAGAUUUAACAACAACAAUAACAAAAACAAUUGAUGUCACAGUCACUUCAUAUCCUGCAUCAACUACACUCGUUCCAACUACAGUUGUUGCUGUAACAGAACCAGAAGCUCAAUCUUAUGCUAGUUCAAGUGCUGAAACUGUAUCAGUUCCUAUUGAAAGUGAAUAUACCGGUUCAGCAAAUAAAUUAAAUAAUCAAUUAUUUGCAUUCAUUGCUAUGUCUUUAGCUUUAUUCAUUUAA